Caenorhabditis elegans is the source of this 750-nucleotide messenger RNA. It is a transcript of the gene spi-3, whose product is annotated as TIL domain-containing protein. Bases 129 to 602 code for a protein of 157 amino acids. Lineage: Eukaryota; Metazoa; Nematoda; Chromadorea; Rhabditida; Rhabditidae. The transcript has 3 exons. The record is from RefSeq and is marked reviewed.
AUAUAUUAAAGAACGUCUUUUUCACUCUUCCGGUAACUACUUGAGACCGCCCAAAUAUUCGCUCAGAGUUCUCCGUCGUUCACUUUUCAGUCUGUUCAUUGUCCAACACGGAAAAUCUGCAAAUAACAAUGAAGACUUUCUUAUUUCUCAGCUUUUACUUAAGCAUGGGAUCAGCCACACAAUGGAUCACACCAGGAGCCCCGUUUUUACCAGAAUGUGGGAAAAACCAAAAACGAGUGGCUUGUGGUUAUGAUUGUGAACCACAAUGCGGAUUUGAUCCAACUGUAUGCAGUUUGGAGUGUAAACCGAACGCUUGUGUUUGUAAGGAUGGCUACGUGAGGAACACAAAAAAUGAUUGUGUCCGUCGACUUGAAUGCACUGCAGAAACAUCCAGAUGUCCAGAAGAUGAAGUAUUCCAGACUUGUGGAACACUUUGUCAACCAACUUGUGAUGACCCGUACCCAACAUCUUGUGAACAUGAUCGAUGCAUCCGGAAUGUCUGCCGAUGCCUUCCAGGAUUGGUCAGGAAUAGUGGAACCUGUACAAGUUUAGAUGAAUGUGACAAUUCUCCGGCUCGGCCUUUGGAGCUUUUCACGUUGUAGUUGUUUUUUUUUUGUUAUUGAUUGUCAUACAUUUUUCAUGUCAUUAUCUCUCUCGUGUGUCACAUUCAAAUUUAUUUGAGCUAAUCUCAAGGCUAAGAACAAUUGUUCAAUUUUUUGAAUUACCAAUAAACAUGUAGUAUUUUUGAAG